Messenger RNA from Gavialis gangeticus (Gharial), 1033 nucleotides. RefSeq names its product claudin 19 (gene CLDN19). Gene Ontology annotation, cellular component: plasma membrane; bicellular tight junction. The record is from RefSeq and is a predicted model, not a curated record. The transcript is spliced from 5 exons. Gene Ontology annotation, molecular function: structural molecule activity. Gene Ontology annotation, biological process: cell adhesion; bicellular tight junction assembly. Lineage: Eukaryota; Metazoa; Chordata; Crocodylia; Gavialidae. Bases 13 to 690 code for a protein of 225 amino acids.
GGCCGGGCAGCCAUGGCCGGGGCCGGGGCGGGCGUGCAGCUGCUGGGCUACUUCUUGGCGCUGUGCGGCUGGGUGGGCAGCCUGAGCUGCGCGGCGCUGCCGCAGUGGAAGCAGAGCUCGUACGCGGGCGACGCCAUCAUCACGGCCGUGGGGCUGUACGAGGGGCUGUGGAUGAGCUGCGCGGCGCAGAGCACGGGCCAGGUGCAGUGCCGCCUGCACGACUCGCUGCUCUCGCUCGACGCUCACAUCCAGACGUCCCGCGCGCUCAUGGUGGCGGCGAUCCUCCUGGGCUUCCUGGGCAUCAUCGUCAGCGUGGCGGGAAUGAAGUGCACAAAAGUCGGGGAUGAAAACCCCGUUGCGAAAAGCCGGAUUGCCAUCGCAGGGGGCAUCCUCUUCAUCCUCUCAGGUCUGUGCACAUUAACAGCUGUUUCGUGGUAUGCAGCACAAGUGACCCGUGAAUUCUUCCACCCGAGCACCCCAGUUAACGCCAGGUAUGAAUUUGGCUCUGCUUUGUUUGUUGGCUGGGCAGCUGCCAGCGUGACCAUGCUGGGAGGCUCCUUCCUGUGCUGCUCGUGCCCUGCCGAGGAGAGGAGAGGACAGCAGUACUACAGGCAGUCUCAGCCCUCUACAGCUAGGGAACCCAAUGUAAAAAUGUCUUCUUCACCCAUCAGGGGAGAGCAGUGCUUAUAGGCUGUCUUCACCCAUCAGGGGAGAGCAGUGGUGGUUUGUCUGAACCCAGCCUAUUGUGUUCCCUUCAAAUAAAAACCAAAACAUUUUAAGAGCAGCUCCUCUAGCGAGGAUUUAAAAAGAAACCUGUGAUUAAAAAAAAAAAUAACCAGAAAGGUCGUCUUAUAUAGAGCCAAAGCACUGUGUAUACCAAUGUUUUUAUUCUUUUAAUUUAAAAUUGUAUUAACUUUUCUUUGGUACAAAAGCAUAGUUAAGGGGAUUUAUGCUGUUUUGACUAUUCAAACGUGUUCCUGAUUAUUUGUACUAAAAAUGACUCCAAGGUUAUUAAAACGUUUUAGGUCAUUAU